Messenger RNA from Aegilops tauschii subsp. strangulata, 447 nucleotides. Lineage: Eukaryota; Viridiplantae; Streptophyta; Magnoliopsida; Poales; Poaceae. The record is from RefSeq and is a predicted model, not a curated record.
AUGCGGCCCCAGAGCAUGCGCCGCCUCGCCGAAGGCAGCAGCAGCCAACCCGCUCGUCGCGCCGCGCCCUGGCCCGGCCGCCGCAAGCUCCGCCGCGCGCGCACCCGCGCCCCGGCCGCCGCGAGCGAGCUCGGCCGCGCCCGCGCCCUCCGCCGCUCCCCGGCCGCCGCGAACGAGCUCAGCCCGCGCGCCCGCGCCCCGCCCGCCCGCGCCGCGCCCUCCGCCCCGCCCCGCUCCGCGGGCGCGUCGCUCACCACCAGCCGCCCCGCGCGCGCCCGCCUCGUCGUCGAUCGCCUCGCCCCGAUCGCACCUCGCCUGUCGGUCACCUCUCCCCGCGCGCGCCCGCCUCGCCUGCCGGCACGUGCCCCCGCCUCCCGUGCUCGCCCGUGCCGCGCCGCCGCAGCGCCGGCCCUACCGCGUUUUGCCGAGGAGCCGCUGCUGUUGUAG